AGCAGUAACUGUAGGGACGAAACUGAACACCGGUCCUGAGUGGUGGCGGCAUUCAUUACGGGACACAGUUAUACCCAUCCUCUCUCUGCAAGCGUCAGUGCUCAUGAAUUCCCACAGCACCUGCUGGCAACCAUAGUACCUUUUCUCCCUCGUCUCGUGUCAGGUGCAGAGAACAGCUCGCCAUUCGGACGGGACCAUGUGGAGACUUGUAGGUGACGGACAGGUGUCACAUUGAGCAGGAGUUGGAACUUGGGGGAGAGAAAACCGCCAUGCAGCAGCCACUCGACCUCCAACAGAUCCGGCAUCAGCAGCGCCGCGUAUCGGCUCUCUUGGCAACUGCACGUCACGAACAUGCACCGCCACUGGUAAGAAAGCGAUGCAGUAAACGGCGUGCUGUUAAAAGAAUUUAUGAAAGUGAAACAAGACCGACGAAGGCGCCCACGGGACUGGCAUUGGCUAUCGAAGACCAGUACCCGGAUGUUGGGGACAUAGCUGAAACGUCAGUACGAAAUAGAUACACACAGAAGAAUUACAAGAAGUAUCUCGACAAGCUAAACCUUGCGCAGCUGCGCCACUCUUACGACGAGAGCGUGGUCCAGUCUAUCCGGCAGGGGAAGAUGGAGGUGGCCACUCUACAGAACCAGCUCGUCUCUCGCUCGCUCGGCUCCAUGGAAAAGGAGGUUCAGCUCGUCGCCAACCGCAGAGCCUCGAUAGUGAAGAGUCAACUGAGUCUCAGUAGUAGUAGCAUGUCUACGGGGCGCGCUCCUACCAUUAGUGAAAGAACUAUCUAUAUCCCCAGCGGACAAGACGAGGAAGAUCCCACCGAGUACGACACUCCUCUAGUGCGGUAUCAACACGGCGACAUCGGCGCAGGGAAAAACCUGAACGUCAAACUGACGGACGAGGAGUUCGAGGAGUGGAAGAGGAAGCACGGAGGGCUGGACUCGUUUGACAACACCCCGGUGGCUACUCCCGGGGAGAGGAGAGGCUGGGGGCAGGGGGCACAGAGGGACUCUGACAGCCGGAGGGGGAGGGGGCUGGGGAGCAGGGGGGCCGGUUCUCGUGGUAGAGCACGGGGGCUAGGCGGCAUAGACGAGACGGCAGACUUGGCUGAGAGGGAAGCAGAAAGGGAGCGUGCAGAACUGGACGAACUUCAGAAGAACAUGCUUCUCUACAAUCGGCACGGGAUGACCGACUCCGCCAUGCAGCAAUACAAACUGAAGGAGUUACAGAGACAGCGUCAAGCGGCUAGGGCGAAACUCGGAAACGGUCAGGGACCACCGGGCUCCGGUUUCACGGGCAGCAACGCAGCGGACGCCGAAGACGAAUGGGAGAGAGAGGAAAGAAGGCGAAGAGAAGAGGAAAGAGAGUAUGCUAAGUACGCCACCAGGCAUUCUAAGAUGGAACUGCACCGUCAGGCCUACAUCAAGGCCCUGUCGAACGCGCGCAUGAGAAAAUUGCCAAGGGAGCCGUGGGAGCUAGCAACGAAAACUACGCGUGCUUACACGUUUUCUUACAUCAACCACAGACCUGCGUGCCGAUGUGAAAAAUGUCUUCAACGGAAACCGCGUGAGAAAAAGGAGAAGGGAAUUCCAGGGAUGAAACUUAUCUUUGGCGAGAUCAAUAUGUAUGAUUUUUAUCCGAGAAAGAAAAGGAAGAACGCACCGAAGUCACCUCCUCCCUGGGUCCGCGAGAGGGCGCUGCAGCACAGUCUCUCCUUGAUGGGCAUUCGGCGGGAACUGGACAGAAAGAAACAAGAAGACGAGGUGGACAAGGAACUACAGCGCCUUGGGAUGGGAAUCAGGAACGAACAAGUGAUCGGCAGGGCGUCAAAGGUACAAGAAGUUAAAGACAGCGCCCUUCAUGGCGGACUCGUGACCAAAUCUUUCAUGGCUACACAACCGGCAAGAACAGUCCAGAAAACAGACAUUACCCCCUCCCAAACUAGUCAGUCUAAACUGCUGAGUUACAACACUCCCGUUAGUCGGACGAACAGCAUUUCGAAUUCUUUAAACGUGAAGAGGCCGCCGUUACCGGAACUAACAAAAGGGCGGUACGUUUCCCUCUCUACAGAAGCUAAUGAUUUAGAAACAUAGGAACCACACACUGGUCACGAGGACAGGACAACAAACUUUCCUAACGCCACCUAUGCCUUUCCAGGUGUCUUAAAGGUAUCCAAUGCAAUUUCAGGGAGGCAAAACAAAACAAAACAUUCUGGAUGGGGAAAUCUGUCUAGUAUUGACAUUUACUGCCAUUCCUUAGCACAUUUUCUUAAUCAUUUCAAGCUACUUGAGGCAUCUCUUUAUCAUGAAACCACCCAUAAAUAUUUUUUUUAAUUUAUCUAAUCUUCAGACACCUGGGUGACCUAGUUCAAUUUUGACAAAUUGAUUUUCCCAGUACAACGAUACAAUAAAGUCAAAGAUACAAACAAAGACCGAUAUAACAAAUCAGAAUCGUUAUCCAUAACUCGUGUCGAUUUAAACAGUCCAGGUCGGCUUUCAAUUUGGAGGUCAGAGGUCAAUUUACAUACUGAUUAGGUAAUUAAGUUCUUCAGAGCAGUCUUGAAAGAUUUCAAGGUAUAGAUAGAUAAAUAGCCUAAACUACGAUACAAAACAAGCAACCGUUUUCCGUCAGCGACACCAUAUUUUUAACCUCACAGAUAUCAGUAUG
Messenger RNA from Branchiostoma belcheri (Belcher's lancelet), 2670 nucleotides. RefSeq lists its product as uncharacterized. The coding region runs from base 270 to 2096 and encodes 608 amino acids. Lineage: Eukaryota; Metazoa; Chordata; Leptocardii; Amphioxiformes; Branchiostomatidae. The transcript has 4 exons. The record is from RefSeq and is a predicted model, not a curated record.